CGAAUGCACGCUUGCUGAGGGCUGUGCUCCUGCGGGGCUGGCGCAAGGGUAAACCGGCGUGUGUGCAGGAAGAGAAAUGGCGGACGCGGUGUCUAUCUUCAUGUCAAUUGGUCUUAGUGAACAGAAAGCUAAGGAAACAUUGAAAAAUGAAGCACUCUCGUCAACACUCAAGAGGGCUAUCGAACAGGCUCAAGGGCUGCUGGGGUCCGCUAGCAUUGAUAAGACUGCAGGCACUCUGCUGUAUAAUAUGGUGACACGACUCAAAGACUCCAAUCGACUGUCUUUCCUCACAGAAUACAUCAUUACACGAAAAAUAACCUCAGAACUGCAGCUGUCAGCGGCAUUGGACUUUAUAAAAAGCCACCCUCAGGAGAAUCUGGAUCGACUUGAGUUUGAGGCUGCCUGUGGCGUGGGAGUGAUGGUCACACCUGAGCAGAUAGAGGAUGCGGUAAGGUUUUUUGAGGCUGCCAAACCCAAAGCUGCAGAGAAAGAUGUGAAGAUUGAGCAGGUUGUAAAUGGUGAAGCGAACACAGAGGGGAAAUCCCUGAUGGAGCAGCUGAGAGGAGAGGCGCUCAAGUUCCAUAAGCCAGGGGAGAAUUACAAGACUGAGGGUUAUGUUGUAACGUCCAACACCAUGAAUUUGCUGAAGAAGCACUUGGAAGAGACUGGAGGACAGGGUACAAACCAUUCGCUGUCACACACGCCUCUGAUCACUUCCAGCUUCUCUACGAUCUUGCUGUUGAUCUCAUUCGCAGAGCAGGGUCAUGCAUACGUGUGCCACCAGCGUGGAGAGGAACUCAAGGGUCACAACGUCCCUCCCUCCCCCUGGAGAGAGCGACCCUUGGAAGAAUCUUUGCUUUUGUUUGACAGGAUGAGAAAGGGCAUGUUUGCAGAGGGAGAAGUCACUCUCAGAAUGAAGAUGGUGAUGGAAGAUGGAAAAAUGGACCCUGUGGCGUACCGGAUCAAAUACACGCCACACCACAGGACAGGAGACACUUGGUGCAUAUACCCAACGUAUGAUUACACACACUGUCUGUGUGACUCCAUUGAGAACAUCACACACUCACUGUGCACCAAAGAGUUUCAGUCCAGUAAUAUGCAACCAUUCGCUGUCACACACGCCUCUGAUCACUUCCAGCUUCUCUACGAUCUUGCUGUUGAUCUCAUUCGCAGGGGUCAUGCAUACGUGUGCCACCAGCGUGGAGAGGAACUCAAGGGUCACAACGUCCCUCCCUCCCCCUGGAGAGAGCGACCCUUGGAAGAAUCUUUGCUUUUGUUUGACAGGAUGAGAAAGGGCAUGUUUGCAGAGGGAGAAGUCACUCUCAGAAUGAAGAUGGUGAUGGAAGAUGGAAAAAUGGACCCUGUGGCGUACCGGAUCAAAUACACGCCACACCACAGGACAGGAGACACUUGGUGCAUAUACCCAACGUAUGAUUACACACACUGUCUGUGUGACUCCAUUGAGAACAUCACACACUCACUGUGCACCAAAGAGUUUCAGUCCAGACGAUCCUCAUAUUUCUGGUUGUGUAAUGCUCUGGAUUUGUACUGCCCGGUGCAGUGGGAAUAUGGCCGACUCAAUCUCACUUACACUGUUGUUUCCAAGAGGAAGAUCAUUAAACUGGUAGAAACAGGAAUUGUUAGAGAUUGGGAUGAUCCACGACUUUUUACCCUCACAGCUCUCAGGAGACGUGGGUUCCCUUCACAAGCUAUUAACAAUUUCUGUGCCCGGGUGGGUGUGACUGUUGCGCAGACCACCAUGGAGCCGCACCUACUGGAGGCGUGUGUUAGGGAGGUGCUUAAUGACACCACUCCUCGUGCCAUGGCCAUACUCGAGCCCCUCAAAGUCACCAUCACCAACCUGCCAACCAAUGCACAGAAGGAGGUUCGAGUCCCAGACUUCCCAGCCAAUGAAGCCAAGGGCAGUCACGUGGUUCCCUUCUCAAAGACCAUAUUUAUUGAGCAGAGUGACUUCAGAGAGGUGAUGGAGAAGGGCUACAAGCGCCUGACUUCAGAUCAGCCAGUAGGCUUGAGACAUGCAGGAUAUGUCAUCUCUGUACAGCGUGUCAUCAAGGAUGGCUGUGGUAAAGUGUGUGAGCUAGAGGUGUCAUGUGCCAGCUCAGACUCUGUAGAAAAACCCAAAGCGUUCAUUCACUGGGUGAGCGAUCCACUGCGGUGUGAAGUGCGCCUGUAUGAAAGACUGUUUCUCCAUAAAAACCCAGAGGACCCAGCUGAAGUUCCUGCUGGAUUCCUGAGCGACAUUAACCCUAAUUCCUUAACAGUGAUUGAAAGUGCCUUAGUAGACCGUUCUGUGGGCAAGGCCAAAGUGUUUGAUAAGUUUCAGUUUGAGAGAGUGGGUUAUUUCUCACUGGACCCUGAUAGCACAUCUGAAAAGUUGGUGUUCAACAGAACCGUUACGCUCAAGGAGGACCCAGGAAAGAUGUGACUGGACUGCAAGACAGAAGCUGCACAGCCAUUAUGCAUCACGACACCGCUUUUAAUCAAAUCAAAUAAACCAGGGAAUUCAACAUAUUCUAUCCAUACUAUGUAAAGCCUUUUUUAUCUGUAUUGAACAAGUGCUGGGCUGUUUUGUAUAACCUUUGUAUAGCAUCUAUGAAAUAAACAAAUGAAAGAUUUUGACUGGCUUGAUGGAACAGUUGCUAACAUGUGAAAUUCAUUAUAAACUGCAUGGCUUUCUUGGAUAAUCCAACUUUCUUGUGGACAACAAGCAAAUCUAUUUAAAUUUCUAUUGGAAAAAUCAUAACUAUUCUUAAAACAGAAUACUAAAUUAGGGUUAUGGUGUCCUAAUUCAUAAAACAUUAAAGGUUCCCUAUAUGGCAUCUUGCUUUUAGUGAAUUUUGAAAAAAUAAAUAUGUGACCC
Sinocyclocheilus grahami is the source of this 2881-nucleotide messenger RNA. RefSeq names its product glutamine--tRNA ligase-like. The record is from RefSeq and is a predicted model, not a curated record. Gene Ontology annotation, molecular function: ATP binding; glutamine-tRNA ligase activity. The coding region runs from base 77 to 2446 and encodes 789 amino acids. The transcript is spliced from 22 exons. Lineage: Eukaryota; Metazoa; Chordata; Actinopteri; Cypriniformes; Cyprinidae. Gene Ontology annotation, biological process: glutaminyl-tRNA aminoacylation; translation. Gene Ontology annotation, cellular component: aminoacyl-tRNA synthetase multienzyme complex; cytoplasm; cytosol.